Molecule: messenger RNA, 1899 nt
Organism: Pelobates fuscus (common spadefoot toad)
Lineage: Eukaryota; Metazoa; Chordata; Amphibia; Anura; Pelobatidae
Gene: PPIL4
Product: peptidylprolyl isomerase like 4
Exons: 13
Coding region: 98-1546 (482 amino acids)
Biological process (GO): protein peptidyl-prolyl isomerization
Cellular component (GO): nucleus
Molecular function (GO): peptidyl-prolyl cis-trans isomerase activity; RNA binding
Source: RefSeq, a predicted model, not a curated record
UUUGAAUGGCGUGUCGGUCCAUACUGGUGUGGAUUCAUGUCAAGUCGCGCUUUAGUGACGUUUGCGAGUGGCUGAGUGGUAGACACGGGGCUCUGCAAUGGCUGUGCUUUUGGAAACAACGCUGGGGGACAUUGUUAUAGAUCUAUAUACUGAGGAGAGACCCAGAGCUUCCUUAAAUUUUCUGAAGCUCUGCAAAAUCAAAUACUACAAUUAUUGCCUUGUUCACAAUGUCCAAAGAGACUUUAUUAUACAGACUGGUGAUCCGUUGGGCACAGGACGAGGAGGAUCUUCGGUUUUUAGUGCACUCUAUGGAGAUCAGGCCCAAUAUUUUGAGUCUGAAAAAGUACCAAGGAUAAAACAUAAGAAGGCAGGAACUGUGUCAAUGGUGAACAAUGGUAACGGACAACAUGGGUCACAGUUUCUUAUUACCACUGCAGAAAAUCUGGAUUACCUAGAUGGUGUGCACACAGUGUUUGGUGAAAUAUCGGAAGGAAUGGAUGUAGUGAAAAAAAUCAACGAGGCAUUUGUGGACAAAGAUUUUGUUCCUUAUCAAGAUAUCAGAAUAACUCACACUGUAAUACUCGAUGACCCAUUUGAUGACCCACCAGGACUACCCAUCCCUGAUCGUUCCCCAGAACCCACCAAAGAGCAGCUUGAUAGUGGCAGAAUAGCAGCAGAUGAAGAUAUUGAUGACAGCAAAGGCAAAUCUGCUGAAGAGCUAGAAGAAAUUCUUGCAGAAAAAGAAGCCAAGACUCGAGCAGUUCUUUUGGAAAUGGUUGGUGACAUUCCUGAUGCAGACAUCAAGCCCCCUGAAAAUGUACUUUUUGUUUGCAAGUUAAAUCCUGUUACAACAGACGAAGAUUUAGAGAUUAUAUUUUCAAGAUUUGGACAAAUAAAGAGCUGUGAAAUCAUUCGAGACUGGAAGACUGGAGAGUCGCUUUGUUAUGCUUUUAUUGAGUUUGAAAAGGAAGAAGAUUGCGAGAAGGCUUACUUUAAGAUGGAUAAUGUGCUGAUUGAUGACCGUAGGAUACAUGUUGAUUUUAGCCAGUCAGUAGCUAAAGUAAAAUGGAAAGGAAAAGGUGGAAAGUACACAAAAGAUGAUUUUAAAGAAUACGAGAAAGAUGCUGAAAAGCAAUCUAAGCUUGCGCUGAAAGAUAAAGCCAAACCUAAACAAGACAACAAGUAUGAACUGGUGUUGGAUGAGGAUCUUGAGCAAUCAGGAAGUAAUAGACAGCCAAGCACUAAACACAAAAAAGAAAAGAAACGUCAUCAACACUAUUCUGAUGAUGAAGAUGAAAGACGAAUAAAAAAAUCCAAGGAUUCUGAAAAGGAUGUACGCCAACGUAGAUACGAGGAAGACUACUGUCGAGAGAAAAGGAGGAGUGACAAGAAGGACACUCGAAAGAGCCGUAGUCGGUCUCGAGAGCGCAGCAGCUAUUACAGCUCCAAAGAGAAGUUCAGAGAACCAAGAGAGAAGGAAAGAGAACGAAAGAGAGACCGCAGCCCAAAGAAGUUCGAGUCUUCUAAAUACAGAGAGAAAGAUUGAGCAAUAUAUUUGUAUUCAAAAUAAUUUCUGUUAAGGAACAUAUUGGUGCAUAUGUUUUAUGAGCAGUAUGUUUCAAAACACAUCGAAAAAAUGAGGAUUAUCAUUACUUGUUGCAGUGUAUAUGUACGUAUGCAGUUUUCUUUCUUGGAAAGACCGUGCAUAACAGACACAUUCUGUUAUAUUUGUAAUUUGUGACCUAACUUCCUACUUAAUAUCAUUUUGACAUACGGUAAAAAUGGCGCAAUUACAUUUGUAUUUCAUGCAAUUUUAUAACAAAACUAUAGACAUAUUUUGUAAUUAUCAUGAAUAUAUGGAUAUUUCCUCUUGUUUUUCAUAAUAAAAAAGUAAACCUA